Molecule: messenger RNA, 8453 nt
Organism: Punica granatum (pomegranate)
Lineage: Eukaryota; Viridiplantae; Streptophyta; Magnoliopsida; Myrtales; Lythraceae
Source: RefSeq, a predicted model, not a curated record
CCUGUCUUUCACAUCUCCUCCUCCUCCCUACUCUCAGCUCAUCUCAGAAAUCAUGGCGAAGCCUGGCGCCUGUGCCGAUCCCAUCGACGGCCUCCGCCUCCCUCUCCCUCUCCGGAGACCCGAUAUCCUGCCACCAGCGCCGACCCGAUCCCCCACCGGAUCGACCAUCGACUGGAUUCCGGACUUCGCUGGAUACGCCUGGGUCGCGUAUGGAGCAUCCUCUAUCCUGGUCAUAGCUCACUUGCCUAAGCCUUCCCCGCUCUCCAGGGACGAGAAUGUCAUCGGUCCCAUUCUCCGGCAAGUGUUCGAGCUCCCUCACCAUGUAUCCGCCGUCUCUUGGUCCUUGAACGGAGAGGUCGCGGCCGCUUCCGACAAUUGCAUCUUCCUGUUCACUCCCGACUCUUCCAGAUCACUCGGUUCUUUUUGUUGGAGCCAGAAUGCAGUACUUAAGCAGUCUACGAAGGUGGAGGCAGUCAAGUGGACAGAGUCAGGGGAUGGGAUAGUUGCCAGUGGUGUCGAGGUGGUUCUGUGGAAAAUCAAGAGCACCUCCUGGGAAAUAGCUUGGAAGUCUAUGGUGCACGUACCGCAGACUCUGGUUUCUACAACCUGGUCGAUUGAGGGGCCUUCGGCUACGGCAGCUUAUCCUGAUGAACUCGUCCGUGAGGAAAGCAGAUGUGUUUUGGUAUUCCAGAAUGAUGGAAGGCAUGGGUAUUUUAAAGCUGAGCUACGGCACCCUCAGCCUGUUGUUUCGAUUCAGUGGAGGCCAUCAACAGGAAGACGACUUAAAAGGAGUUUGAGGACAAGGCAUCUGCUGCUAACAUGCUGCCUUGAUGGAGCUGUAAGAUUAUGGGCUGAGAUUGAUCAUGGACGGCAUAAAAGAGUGAAGGAUGUUAAGGAUUCCAAGGCCUCACAGUGUUCAUUCUGCGUGGUUGCCCUCAUUGAUAAAAGCAAUGGUCUGAAUGCAACUCUUGAUGCCAGUUUGUCUGUGAUGUGGGCGAUAGAAGUAGGGGGCUUUAUUAAUCUUGUUGAAGAAGCCAGCCAUCUAUUCUUUGCAGAUCAUAACGAACAUGAACAGGUGGGCCAAUGUGAAUGGUUAGUUGGAUUUGGUCCCGAGUUGAAAAUUACAUUCUGGGCCAUCCACUGCAUCGAUGAAUUUUCCCCACUCAGAUAUCCACGGGUUACUCUAUGGAAGACCAAAGACCUUCAAGAUCGUAAACUUCAACAUAUUCAAAGUGUUCAUUCAAAAGCUGUAGAUGGAUCUCUUGUAAAAAAAGUUGUUAUUUCGAGAAACAGCUCCACUGGCCCACCGUUCUUAUGCUCUUUCCUUCAUUUCUCAUCGUGCAGUUCCUUGUCCUUGUCAUUGUUCUACAAUCAAAAGGAGCAUCAUAAGCAAGAAGAUUUGCCUUUCAAUACACCUCGCGAAGAGAAUUUUUUAUCUUGCUUGUCUAGUGGAGUAUUAAGUACAGAUGGUCAUUCUGGAAAGAUCUUACAAGUUGUCGUGCACCCUUACUAUUAUGAAGGUGGUUUGGCUGUUUCUCUGGAUUCCAAUGGCCUGCUUCUAUUUUGGUUGUUCUCCACCAUUUCCAGCCUCAGUCAUAGUGUUCCUACUUUGAUACCCAUGUUGAGACUAUUUGCAAAAAUGAUGACUCAAGAGAAUGGUCCCAAAUAUACAAGUUUAAGGUGGGCACCAUCAAUUUUGGAUGAUGACCGCAUUCUUCUACUAGUACAUGUUGAUGGCAUUGAUUGCUUGGUAAUUAGGAUGUCAAAAGGAGAAGCACUAAAGCUAGAAUUUCAGAGACUGUGUACAAUACCUUAUACUGGUAGUUUUCCUGUCGAGGAUGGUCCCACAGACAUCUAUUCAAUUCCUUUGCCUUCAACCUGCAAGAAAACCUUCAAGCCGGAUAACUUUAUGCUUCUGGGUGUAUGGAAGAAGGGGUUUUAUGCUGGGUCAUGGGUUAUAACUGUUCAUUCCUAUGAUUUGUCUGAAACCCCUUGCGGAUGUAGCUGUGAAAGCGAUUACACUGAUAAUAGCAAGAUCCAGAAAUUUGAGAGUGUUUUUUCUGGCAGAAGAUAUUGUAUCUCAGUUUGUCCUUGCUCUUCAGAGUUUCCUUAUCCUCACAGCCAUGACCUUGUGACCAAUUAUUCCAUCGUCUGUCCAGAUGGAUUUUUUCCAUUUAUACAGCAAGAUGAUUGGAUACCAAUUAAUGAUCAGUGUGGAAAUUAUUACCCUUAUGUCAUGGCAACGGGCUGUGCUGAUGGUAACGUGAAGUUGUGGAGGACUGGUGGGGUCCUUCCCUCUUCUGUGACAUGGGAGCUUGUUGGUGCAUUUGGUGCACAACAGGGCCCUAUAAGUAAAAUUUGUCUGGCUGAUUGUGGUCAAAAGAUUGCUAGUGUAUGUGCUGCAAGUGGUUCAGAUUCCAGUGAGACUCUAUAUAUAUGGGAACCCAUGAACAUAGCAGGAACAGGAUGCUUUGUCUUAGAACAUACGUUAUCCCUGACUGCAGGCACUGUUGCAAUGAAGUGGUUGACUUUAGGUAACGGCAAACAAAUACUUGGAGUUUGCAUGCAAGAAAAAUUGCAAAUUUAUGCACAGAGGCCAUCUGGUGGUCAAAAUUCGGCGAAAACAAAACCUUCGAAUAUGCAAAUUUGGUCUUGCAUUGCAGAAGCUCAUUUAUCCUCUCCUGUGUUUGACUUUUUCUGGGGACCUGCUGCUACAGCUGUAGUGGUUCAUAGUGACUAUAUCUAUUCAUUCGGGCAGUGGCUGCUAAAUAAGCACCACAAUAGUUUCCAUGCAAUGAGUGAAAAGAAUCUCUGCAUUGAAGGAAGCACAGAAGGGGGAACCAUGUAUUUUACUGAUCCGAACAUUUGCAAGAUGAAUGGGUUAUCAGUUGAAGGCAGUGGCAUGCCUUUUAUCUCAAGGACUACUCUGCUUCCUGGAAUAAAGCAUAAUCAUGAAGCCAAUUGCACAGUUUCAGAAAGAGCGGAACGGAAUCAUGCUAUGUUUACUACAGUUGGAUCACAUACCAUGUUAAAUGUGGUAGACGAACUCUGUGAAUCUAUUCCAGUAUAUCAUCCCGAAGCACUCUGCUUCAACAUAUAUUUAGGCAAUUGGAGGCGUGCAUAUAUUGCUCUGCAACAUCUUGUGCAACACCUUUCUGAUGCUCCUGGCAAGAGAUAUACUCAUUCAGAUUGCGGCAAUACUAUUCCACAGAUUGUUCUAUUAAGUUAUCUCAAGGGAGCUCCGCAAGAAGGUUCAACCAAUAAGGGAUUUCAGUGGGAUGGAGGUGCUCUUUCAAUCAAUUCUUCUUUGCAAUUCCAAGUAGGCUCGAUCAAGUCGGCCUCUGAAAUGUGGUCUUAUGGUUCCAGUAAUGUGUUCGCUUCCUCGUCUUCAUCCACAAAUGAAUUCAGUGGCCUUGCCGAGUCUCUUGAGAAGUAUGCUGGGGCAGCUGCCAUCAGUGACAAAGAGAGGAGAGAAAUUUUAGCAGCUAAUGAUCUUUUAAAUGAAAUCAGUAACUCACAAUCGAGUUCUGUUUAUGAAGGUCUUGAUGAGCCUGGAAAAAGGUUUUGGGUUGGACUUAGAUAUCAACAAGUACAAUUCUUCCAUGAAUUUGGGAGAAAACCAUCAGUGGAGGAGUUGGCAAUUGACUCUGCAAGUGUUUGCUGGGCCUUCCACUCUGACUGCCAAGAAAGUCUAUUGAGUUCUUUCCUUCCAAUUGAAUCGUCGUGGAAAGAACUUCAGGUUAUGGGAGUUGGACUUUGGUUCAAUAAUGUAACACAACUUCGUGCAAGGAUGGAGAAACUGGCGAGGUUGCAAUACCUAAAGAAGAAAGAUCCUAAAGAUUGUGCACUUCUUUAUGUAGCACUUAACAGACUCCAAGUGUUGGCUGGCUUGUUCAAAAUCAGCAGGAAUGAGAAGGAUAAGCCUUUGGUGGGAUUUCUUUCACGUAAUUUUCAGGAGGAGAAAAAUAAGGCAGCAGCACUCAAAAAUGCUUAUGUGUUACUGGGCAGACAUCAGUGGGAGCUAGCAAUUGCUUUUUUUUUGCUUGGAGGUGACACUUCUUCCGCAAUCAACAUUUGUUCCAAGAACCUUGGGGAUGAACAACUUGCUCUGGUUCUUUGUCGGCUGGUCGAGGGUGGUGGGGGGCCAUUGGAACGUCAUCUAAUUACAAAGCUCAUGCUUCCAUCUGCAAUUGAGAAGGAUGAUUACUGGCUAGCAAGUCUUCUUGAGUGGCAACUGGGGAACUACUCCCAAUCUUUCUUCUGCAUGUUGGGAUUGCAAAAUUACUCUUCAAUAGAUGAGUCUAUGCUCUUAUCCAGUCAUGCUGCCUUUUCGGACCCGAUUAUUGGUCUUUACUGCCGCUUAUUGGCAACUAAAAAUUGCCUGAGGAAUACUGUUGGAGAGCGUAAUGUUGCGGUUCUUGGUAGGUGGGCAACUCUUGUUAUGGCAACUGCCUUGCGAAGACGUGGACUUCAUAUUGAAGCUCUUGAGUGCCUUUGUUCUUCAAGUUUUGUUGGAGGAUCUAAUAAUUGGAAUUCUAUGGGUAAUGAACAUUUGGAAGUUCUACCGGGCAUACUUGAGCCAUCUCCAAGUAAUUCCACUAAUUGGCUAUCUGCUGAUGCGGCGGUUCACCUGGAAACCUAUACUAAAUUUGAUUUAGCAAUCCAUCAUUUCUCCAGAUUAGUGAGGCAACAUCCUUACUGGCCAAAUGCAAAUAUAGCAACUACUGAAAGAAAUUCAUUCCAUAAUGACAGCAGGAUUCAUGAACUCGAGAAGUUAAGAGAACACUUCUUCUCUAAGUUAUGGUCGGACCUGGAUGUCACUGAACAGAAGUUUCAACUCCAUGUUGCUCCUCUUCUUGGGAAGAUAUUACUUUUGCCUUGCAACUAUGGAGCCCCAUCUAUUGGAUAUGACUUACUGCAAGGAUACAAGUGCCACGAGAAGUCUCCGCGAACAAUUGAGGCACUGGACAGAUUGAAUUUCUAUCCUCUUCUAUCCAAACUAUCUUCAACUUUAUCAGAUGAAGUUUCCAAUUUGUUUUCACGAUUAGCUGCUGCUUGUGGCAUAACUUGCUCUCAAGUGGCUUCACCUUGUAAUGUCAAUGGUGAGCCGUCUGGAAUGGGAUCUAGAUGGUUGUUUGAGGGGGGAAAUCAUAUUCAUGAUCUCACACUCUUAUUAAGGAACCUAAGAGCUGCUCAGGAGAUAUUCUCGGGCUCCUGGGGUGAAGAUACUGUCAUGGUCCCUGAGGUUAAUGAUUUGCUUGAGUUUUGUGCACGCUUUGCAUCUAUUUGGUACCAGAGGAACUCAGAAGCUCUCAUUCUGAUGUUGCAACCCAUCCUAGUUUCAUUUUCUGAUGGGCACAUUCCCUAUGAAGUUGAGAUGGUGGAUCUCAAGAAUGCCAGCAGCCAGACGUCUGAUCGAGUGGCUCAUGAAAGCGAUGCCAAUGUUGAUGGCAGGAAUCCCAGUUCAUCUAUCAUUACGAGUGUGAAACAUGAAAAUGGAGGUAACAGAGGGAGUUUGAUUCCUGAAGAUGAAAAAUGGCAAAUUUUGGGGGUUUCUUUGUGGAAACACAUGUUGAGAUUCACUACCCAUAAGCUGAAAAUGAUUCGCGAUAAAAUUGAUGAGCAGCAUAUCUCCAGUUCUUCACUUGGUGGUCCUUCACUGUGUUCUGGUUCUGCUGCAUGUUCUGGUAUUGAUGGCAAGAAUGUAAUAGAAGAAAUUAAGCUGCUCUCCUCAAGAAUGGCCCAGUUGCUGGUUACCACUCUUGCUCAUGUGUCUUCUUAUCAGGUGAAACAGCUUGUGGUGCUACUUGACCAAAAGAUAGAUGAUGGGUGGCCUGCCAUGACUCUUGCGUGGUUAGAGCCAGGCUAUUCUCCACAUGGUUUUCUUAAAGAGCAUCCACCUGAGGGCGAUAUCACUUCGUCUUUGUCUAACAUAAAUGAUGAAAUAUCAUCGUUUCACAAACUAUGGGAUUCAUGGGCUGAUCAGAAGAUGGUAUCAGAGAGCUUUACAGAGGAGAAGAUAAAUUUGCUGGAAUAUGUCAACAAAAGACCAUCCAGAGGAUGGAAAGAAAUAGAUAAGAGCAUUAUGGUUGAGGAAAUUGAAGGAUUGGAUAAUAAUGAUGGUAGGAGCAUCAGUGGUUCUGGCAGUAAUGAAGUUGGUACUCCUUCACGGGGUUCCUGGCAGAAAGGAUUGGCCACCUCUAAGGAGAUCACUCCUUUCCAAUGUCCCAAAGAAAUAUGCAAGAAAAAUGGGGAGCUUCUGGAGGCAUUGUGCAUUAAUUCCAUUGAUCGGCAGCAAAUUGCAGUUUCUAGCCAUAGAAAGGGCAUAGUGUUCCUGAACUGGGAAGACUCGACUUUCAAAGAAGAGACAAAAUCUAUAUGGUCAGAAGCUGAUUGGCCUCCGAAUGGAUGGGCCGGUCCUGAAUCAACCCCAGUUCCAACUUGUGUUUCUCCCGGCAUAGGGCUUGGGAGCAAAAAAGGGGCACAUCUUGGAUUGGGUGGGGCAACUGUUGGCACUGGAUCUUUGGCCACACCAGGUAGGGAUUUGACUGGUGGUGGAGCUUUUGGAAUUCCUGGAUAUGCCGGUGUUGGUGCCUCAGGUUUAGGCUGGGAGGUUCAACAGGAUUUCGAGGAGUUAGUAGAACAUCCAGCUACUCUUGAAACUAUUAGAACAAGAGCAUUGUCCAGUCAUCCAUCUAUGCCUUACUUCUUGGCUGGGUCCAGUAAUACCCUCAUCUACUUAUGGGAGUUUGGUAAGGAGAGAGCUAUUGCAACUUACGGAGUGCUACCUUCGGCAAAUGUUCCUCCCCCGUAUUCUCUGGCAUCAGUAUCAGCCGUGCAAUUUGGCCCCUGCGGCCACAGAUUUGCUACUGCUGCACUUGAUGGAACCAUCUGCACAUGGCAACUCGAGGUUGGAGGAAGGAGGAAUAUCCAUCCCACAGAAUCUUCUCUUUGUUUUAACAGCCAUGCAAUGGAUGUCACAUAUGUUACCUCGAGUGGGUCUAUUAUCGUUGCUGCUGGGUAUAGCUCGAAUAAUGUAAAUGUGGUUAUAUGGGAUACAUUGGCUCCACCUUCCACUUCGCGGGCUUCUAUCAUUUGUCACGAAGGCGGUGCUCGCUCUGUGUCCGUGUUUGAUAGUGACAUUGGGAACAGUUCCGUUUCCCCCCUUAUUCUAACGGGUGGUAAGGGUGGAGAUGUUGGACUCCAUGAUUUUCGAUACAUAGCCACUGGAAAGAGUAAAAGGCUGCGACACCCCGAUCAUGUUGAACACAGCUCGAACUCAUCUUUGGGAACUGCAGGGCCAUCUGGAAAUGGUACAAAACAUGGGAUUGAGAAUGUUGAUGGAAUGCUUUGGUAUUUACCAAAGGCACAUUUAGGGAGUGUGACGAAAAUAGCUAAGAUCCCCCACACCAGUUUGUUCUUGACCGGGAGCAAAGAUGGAGAUGUGAAACUUUGGGAUGUCAAGAAUGCAAAGUUAGUGCAUCACUGGCCGAAGUUACAUGACAGGCACACCUUCCUGCAACCCAGCACCCGGGGCUUUGGUGGAGUUGUUCGGGCUGGUGUUACGGAUGUGAAAGUUGUUUCUCAGGGUUUUAUUUCGUGUGGAGGGGAUGGCACUGUAAAGCUGGUUCAGUUGAGCGAUUACACGCACGGGAUGUGAAGAAGUUUAACAUGGCGUUUGCUACAUAAAACAUUCAGCUCCAUGAAAUUGGUGAAAAUCUUAGGAGUGGUGAGUUCUUCCAUUGCGGAUUAUCUCUAUUACCAGUCAUAGCAGGCAUUAGGAUGUCAGCUCGUAAGGCAGUCUUUCCAACCAUGAGCAUGGAGGGGAGGAAAGAAAGAAGGGCCCGAUUCAUUCCUUUUGCCCAUGAAGCUCUGGAAUUUUUGCCAUGUGCUGGGACUUCUAAGCCUUUGGCUAUGAUUAAGAUCUCCAGACACCUGAAAGCAUCUGAUGGUUGAGUAGAAGUUCUGUCGGAGGGUUGAGAACCGAGGCCAAUAUGCUUUAGCAAAAAGAAAGAUAUGAGUGUAUAUUUAUGAAAUGCUUUCAUGGGGUUGCCGCUGUUGGCUCGAGAGAUCUGCUAUAAGUUGAGGGAUUAAGCAGACCGAGGCAAGUCCAAUUGGUGCUAAGAACUGCAUUUAGGAUUUCCGGUGAAGCGUGGCGUUAGGAAUCUGAACUCAGUGCUCCCACAAUUUUGUGGCAUGACGAUCAACCUCGAGGGUUAUGCCCAUGUCUUCCGGUGUAUAUAAUCUCAGAAACACGGUGUGUGAUUGAUGAUAGGUUUAGUCUUCUUAUGGCUUGUUUUGUGACAGCUUGCAUUUGGGAUAAACAUCUCGAGUUCGACUCGACGAAGAUGUACAGUCCCUUGAUGAUUCAUUGUUGUGCGCUACAGUUUGGAAAACAAAUAAGCAAUGUUUGCCUGGUAUAAUCAUGCGAUUCUGAUUAUUAUUAUUUUUUA